AUGGCGCCUGUGGCAGUCUUUCAGGCAGCAUUCCUCUUGGCAUGGCUGCCUCUGAGCACUUACCAGAGCGAAGCAGUCUUGUCCGAACCUUUAUCGCUGAGUGUGCACAUCAAUUCCACACAGCAGAGUCUGCAUCUAAAAUGGAGUGUCCACAACAUGACUCAUCCGGAAUUACAAAUGGCUUUUCAGAUCGAGAUCAGUAGAAUGAACAAAUCCAAUGUCAUCUGGGUGGAGAACUACACCACCACUGUGCAUCAGGACCAGACCCUGCGCCGGAUGUGGAAAUCCGAGCUGCCUCUGGAAUGUGCCACGCACUUUGUAAGGAUACGGGGGAAGGAGGAUGAUCCCCGGAUGCCCCAGCGGAGGGUCUGGAGCAGCUGGAGCUCAUGGGUGAAGGCAGACGCUCAGAGUUGGCUUGGACCAGACCCGCUUGUUUUCCCCAAAGAGAAGCAGGUGGAGGAGGGCUCCGAUGUCACCCUCUGCUACGUCUCCCGGCACGUCCAGAGUCAUGUAGUCUGUACGCUGAAUGGCAUCCCGGUCCCCGGAGAGCAGCUGGACCCACACGUGUUCGUGGUCACCUUGAGGAACAUUUCCUUCGUUAGGAACACGGGAUCCAACUUCUUCUGCGAGGAAGACAGGAACCACACCCAACCAGGCCUCGUCAUCUUUGUCGCCAAAGUGCUGGAGGAGCCCAAGGGCUUCUCCUGUGAGACCAGGGACUGGAAGACUCUGAACUGCACGUGGGACCCUGGGAGCGACACUGACUCUUGGAAAUUCCCCUCCCAACGAAACUUGUUUGAAUCAUUUUCCGGGAAAAAUCAAUCCUGUGAACAAAAAAACUGGUGUUCUUGGCAAGUAGACUCACAAAAAAUAUACAACUUCACCCUCCUGGCUAAAAACGUCUUCAGGGAGAGGCGUGUCACUCUCCUCUUCCACCUGGCGCACCGAGUUCACCCGAUGACUCCCUUUAAUGUAGCCCUGAAAAGGGUAAGCGCCACAAAUGCCACCAUGACCUGGACGGUACAUCCCCUGGGGAAUAAUUUCACGCUUCUGUGUCAGGUGGAGCUCCAUGGUGAAGGACGAGUGGUACAACAACACAACGUUUCCACCUGGGGGAACGGUCAGUACUCCUUCCGCGGCCUGGCCCCCGCCACAGAGUACAGGGCCCGAGUGCGCUGCGCCACGGCCCAGCACUUCUGGAAAUGGAGCGAGUGGGCCGACCAGGAGUUCAGCACGCUCCAAGCUGCACCCUCCACAGCUCCUGAUGUCUGGAGAAGCGUGAGGCCGACGCUGGGAUCUUGUAAUGUUACUUUAUUCUGGAAGCCACUGUCCAGGUCGCAGGCCCAUGGGGAGAUCCAGUUCUACACCGUAGCCACAGAACUCCUGCACACACCCUCCAGCUCCCAGCUCUUUCCCAUCCCCUCUCCGGCCAACGGCACAGAACUCAGUCUCGACGGCUGCUCGCACCAAAUCCGCGUCACGGCCAGCAACGGGGCGGGCACGUCCCCCGCGUCUAUGAUGGUCAUCGCCAGGGACCUUGGGGACCCCUGGAACCCCGGGAACCAAACAGCGGAGGUGAAAGAAGGAAGAGCUCAAGGCACUGGGGACGGAGUCUCCAUGUCCUGGAAGCCGCCCCCUGGCAACGUCCUCGGCUACGUGGUGGAAUGGUGUGACGGCCCCCAGGACUCGCCCUGCGAUCUCCGGUGGGAAAGCUUGGGCCCCAAUGCCACCAGCACCGUCAUCAAGUCAGAUGCUUUCAGACCAGGGGUCCAAUACAACUUCAGGAUCUAUGGGAUUUCUCCGGAAAGGAUGGCCUAUUUGCUUGAGAGGAAGACAGGAUACUCCCAGGAACUAGCUCCUGCGGACAACCCUCACGUGACCGUAAACAACCUGACCUCCCACUCCUUCACCCUGAGUUGGGAGGAUUACGCCACCGACGCCCAGCCUGGCUUCAUCCGAGGCUACCGCGUCUACCUGCGAUCCCAGGCGGAGCAGUGCCUCCCGGGCUUCACGAAGGCGGUCCUCCCAGAUAACACCGCAUGCUGCAAACAUGACAUCGACAACCCAGAGCAAAAGACGUUUAUGGUGAAGAACCUGCAGCCAGAGUCCUUCUAUGAGUUCCUGGUCACUCCGCACACGAGGGCCGGCGAGGGUCCUGCCCAGGCCUUCACCAAUGUCAUCACCACCCGUGACCAGCACCCCCGUGUUCUGAUCCGCAUCCUCCUCCCCAUGGUUUUCCCCCUCCUGCUCCUCACCAUCCUGUGCUACGUGAAGAGUCAGUGGAUUAAGGAGACGUGCUAUCCUGACAUUCCAGACCCGCACAAGAGCAGCGUCCUGUCCUUACUGAAGCCCAAGGAGAGCCCCCACCCAUCGAUCAUGAGUGUCCGUGACUGCGUCCCCGACGCGCUGGAGGUGGUGAACAAGGCGGCCAGGAGGUCGCUGGCAGAAGUGGAGCGCCCGAAGCACGACUACCUUCACCUCCUGCCCACCGGGAGCUCCGCGGGCCUGGGCCCGGGCAUCUGCUUCGAGAACCUGACCUACAACCAGGCAGCCCCUGACGCUGGGCCCUGUGGCCCAUCCCCAGCGCCCCACCCUGCCCCCCCGGGGCAGGGAGGCCUGCUGACCUCACCUGGGGGCUUGCUGAGGUCCCCGAGCUACGUGAACUCCCCGGGGGAAUCCCCAGCCGGAGAGGCCCCUCUGAAUUAUGUGUCCCAGGUGGCUCCCCCCACGUCUGGACACAAGGACAGCCCCCCAACAGCCCUCCUGGAGCUCGCACCCCGCUCCGAGUACAGAACGCAAAUGGCCGUCCCUCCGGGCCUUGCCUCCCCCACCCCAGACGAGAAGAGCCAUCUCUGGGCCGUGAGCCUUCUGGAUGCAGGCGGACCCCGCCGCUAG
Pipistrellus nathusii (Nathusius's pipistrelle) is the source of this 2895-nucleotide messenger RNA. Lineage: Eukaryota; Metazoa; Chordata; Mammalia; Chiroptera; Vespertilionidae. The record is from the annotation of a GenBank genome assembly.